Molecule: messenger RNA, 2192 nt
Organism: Corylus avellana
Lineage: Eukaryota; Viridiplantae; Streptophyta; Magnoliopsida; Fagales; Betulaceae
Gene: BRD4
Product: bromodomain 4
Molecular function (GO): protein binding
Source: RefSeq, a predicted model, not a curated record
UCAAAACCAUCCCCAUAAACAUAAGAAAAUCCAUCGAACUCCAUUGUUUUCCUCUAUAUCUCCACAUUUCAUGACUACAAACUCCAUAAAAGGCAUCUCCUCUGUUUUCUCUGUGUCUUUCUCUUUCAAACCCUUGGGGAUAGAAUCCGUCAAUCCCUUGUCUCACGCUUACCAUUUCCAGAGAACCACCCAAAACAAAAGCAAAAACAAAAACACAAAAAAACGACUACUUCCAAAAAAAAAAAAAAAUUACAAAACCACUAAUAGAAAGAAAUACCCUCUCUGCAGAAAAAAAAAACCGCUUUUCUCAUCCCAAAACCACCUUCCCUCUCAUACCCACAUCCCAAAAAGCAGUUUUUUUUUUUUUCUUCUUUUCUUUUCUUUUCUUUUCUUUUUCUUCCAAACAAACCCAAUUGGGUCGUUCAUUAAUUCAUUUCUUUCUCACGGAAAAGGGGUUUGUUUUCGGGUUUUGCGUUCGAGGAAGGUGCUCGCUAACGUGCGCCGGGUGCGUAGGGAAAGAGAAGAGGGAGGAGGAGGCGGCGGUGGCCGGACGCGUGGAGGGUGGUGAUCAUGUUGGGGAGGUGGGGUACAUGGGAGGAGCUUCUCCUUGGUGGGGCCGUGCUGCGCCACGGGACGCGAGACUGGGCCGUCGUGGCCACGGAGCUCCGAGCCCGACUUGUUUGCCCGACCCACACUUUCACUCCCGAGGUAUGUAAGUCCAAAUAUGAGGACUUGCAACGGCGUUAUGCUGGAUGCACGGCCUGGUUUGAUGAGCUACGGAAGGAGCGAAUGACUGAGCUGCGGCGAGCUUUAGAGCUGUCUGAAGACUCAAUUGGGUCCUUGGAAUCAAAGCUUGAAUCUCUCAAGGCUGAGAAAAGACAUGACUAUCAUGUUGGUUAUGGCUCCAGCCAGACUGAAUCACCUGUUCCUUUUCAAAAAUCAAUGAGAGUUGAAUCUUCCAGUAAAGAAAUGUCGAAGGAUGGACUAUCUGCUGGUAGUUUCACAGAGGAAACCCGUACUUAUUGGACGGCUGAAUGUCGGAUUCCUGCAGCAGUGUCAGCUGAAGAGAUGGAGACUAACCCAGAAACUUCACGGCCUUAUGAGCAGAAGAAAGUCUCUGGUAUUGAGAAGCUGACAGAGACUUUAUAUGGGGGACGAGGCGGAAGUUUAACAAAGAGGAGGGGGAAGAGAAAGAGAAAAUUCUGCAGUAGGGAUGUCAAUGAAGGUAGCAUUGGAGAAACUAACGUUUUGGGUUCAGAUGAUUGUUUAACUGCCUUGCGUUGUACAGAAAAUGCAACCAGCAACCGUGGUGAGGUUGCAGGAUCUUCUGGUGCUGAUGAUUAUAACAGAAAUUUGAGCAAGGAUGGAAUCGAUGAUCUGAUGGAGAUUUAUAACUAUCUUUUGGAGAAUAAAAGUGCCUCCGUCUUCCGUCGACGGCUUGAUAGCCAGAAGAGGGGAAGAUACAAGAAAAUGAUCCGGCGGCAUAUGGAUUUUGACACAAUAAGAUCAAGAAUUGGUAGCUACUCCAUCACAUCAGCAUUGGAACUCUUCCGAGACCUUCUGCUGCUCAGCAACAAUUCCUUGGUCUUUUACUCCAAGAGCACACGUGAAUAUAAAUCUGCUCUACUCCUCAGAGACCUCAUCACCAAAAAAAUGCAGCAACAUUUCAAGCGUUCUAGCAGCAGCAGCAAGGCUACCUCUGCCAACCUCUCAGUUAAAACCCCAACACCUAAUCGGGCAGUGAAACCCCGAAGCAUUCGCCCCAGUAGUGGAAAGGUAUCAGGAAAAGCAGCUAAUGCUGGGAAUGCUGUUACAAAGACCUCAAAUGGAGGUAAAGUUCCAGGUUAUGCUAAUUCCCCUUCUUCAGUAGAAUCCUUGGCUGUGUCAAAAAAAGGCCUUGGUCGGCUAAGAAAAGGUGGGCGUGGAAGUGUUAAUCAAGGACCCAUUUCUCCCAUGAAGGGAAGGAAGAGGGUUCGAACCAAGUAAAUACGCCAUUGAACCUACCUUUUUCCUCAGCUCUUGUCCCAGGCUAUAGAGUCAGCUAAGUUUCUCUUUCCAGGACCUUUCUGUGUACAAAAAGUUUUCCCUUUUUGUUUGUUAAUAUCUCUGUUGAUAAAACGAUUCGCAAGAAUACAUUGUAUACAGUUUACACUCACAUAAGAUGGAAAAUAAUUUUUUUUUCUUUUGCUUUU